ACUCGGCACGCGGAACCAGCCAACGACCCUGCAGAUAAAGGUGAAGGCUGAUUUGCAUAUACAGCGCUGUGAGUUCCGGGAAGCUCCUCUCACAGGAAGAGUGAUCACACACCUGCGCAGGUAACUCACACAGCAGGAGAUGGUGUAUUGUUGAUGCUGUUUCAGUAAGAGUGGGACUGAGGCUGUAUUACAUAAUCUCUGCUGAAUAAAGGACCUGCACAGCGAUGACAUCAUUUACAGAUGUGUCCUGUUGUCACCCAAGUGUCCCGGUUGAGAUGGACGAGUCGAUGACCUCAUCAUCGCUGAACCUGGCCUGGCCGGUGUGUGAGCAGUGUUCGGGACAAGCUAACUGUGUUAACGUCACUGUGAACGAUGUAGCUAAAGUGGAUUACCCAGAAGGCUCCCUAAGGCAUCCAGAGUCUAGAUCAGAAAUCACCAAACCUGUCUAUCCUUUAGCCACACCCCCCUCUGACAGACAUUGGAUGUCACGUGAGGCUAUGGAUGGAUAUUUACACCACCCAUACCGUCCCCCAGUGGCCAACCCUGACAGUUACAGACAGCGCCCCCGUAUGGAUGACCUGUGUGAGGGUUUCUCUGCUCUCUUCCCUCGCGAGCAGAGGAAUCCUCCUAGGGAGGAUGAUGAGGAAAGCCUGGAGAUGCCUGGCCCUCUCCGAUCAGAUGUUGAGGGCAUUGAGUAUAGACUGGCAAAUCACUAUAGACACCCUGGGCAUGAUGGACACUGCCAGCUGCCAGCCAAUGCUAUGGACGCUCGAUGCCCCAGGGGUUGCCACCGUCAGCAGCCCCCAGUAAAUCCUGCCUGGUUUGAUCAAAACCCACAACCCAGGCCAUCCCCACAUGUUCACAAGGUUCCAGUGGCGACACCACAGGCCACGUCCACGGCUCCUGUGAGAGAGCUGAUGUCGGAGGUGUGCGUCCAGCCGUCUCAGCCAAUCACAGGCCCCACACCCAUGCAGGAAAUGAGGAGGACCAUUAGUCUCCCUGACAAUUGCCGAAAUGUGUUUAUCACCUAUUCUGUGGACACGGCAAAGGAGAUGUUCCCGUUUGUGAGAUUCCUGAUGAGUCAAGGCUUCAGACCUGCUAUUGAUAUCUUUGAUAACGCUGUGCGGCAGAUGGACAUGAAUAAGUGGAUGGAUAGCUAUUUAAAGGAUAAAUCUGUGCUCAUUAUUGUGGUCAUCAGUCCCAAAUACAAGAUUGAUGUGGAAGGGGAUGGGUCAGACCAACACGGACUACACACUAAAUACAUAUACACACAGAUCCAGAACGAGUUUAUCCAGCAGCGUUGUCUGAAUUUCAGACUCGUCCCUGUACUCUUCCCCAAUGCCAACCAGAGUCAUGUUCCGAUGUGGCUGCAGAGCACCCGGCUUUUCCACUGGCCUCAGGACGCUCAGGAACUGUUGUUACGGCUGCUGAGAGAAGAGAGAUAUAUCCCUCCUCCACUGGGGAAGGAGCUGACCAUUACCAUCAAACCAUUAACAUCUCACAACUAACACUAACCUUUAAACUGCUGUGCAGUAUCAUAUAAACACUGGUGAAAAAAAUGGUGAAAAAAUCUUAAUAAGCACAAUCGUUCAACUUUUUAAAACCACAGAGAUUUACCAAACAAUAAAAAUCUGGAUGUGUCCAGCGUUAGUUAGUGACAUUUACCUAGCAUUUCCUAUUAUAAACUAAAGAAGCACUAUUCGGAUAUUAAAUAUGAUUUUCUUAGGGUCAGAGUUCAGUCAUGAUAUAUUAAUUUGUAAGGGACGCUGGCAGUGAAGCUAGCUAUAAUUCCAGAUUUCAAAGUAGCACUUAGCAGUUAGCAUGAUCUGUGUUUUUAAGUUCGUCUAGUUUUUUUGUGCCAAAUUAACAUUAAAAAACUAAAAUAGUGCAUACUUCACUAUCAGCUCCUAAAAUACAACUAUGUUUCUACUAACAUACACGUGUACUCAAUACUCUAAAAGUGGAGAACUAUUUUUCAACAGUUUAGAAGAGCCAUAUCUGAGGUUUUAGUCUUAUAACACUUUAACCAGCCAAAAACCAUUCAGGUGUUUUUUAUUGUCUUUUCAUGGCACAAUAAAGUUAAAAAAAUUAUAAAUGUACAUAUAUUUACCAAAAAAUAAUCGUUCAACAGCCUAUUUUGAACAUGUAUGUCAUCACUGUAGCGCUCCAGUUCACACAGUCCAUACAUUGCAAGAGAAAAGCCCUCUGCAAUGCAGUAACAGCAUCUUACCACAAGAUGUCCCUCAUGUUGUACAGCAGUUACAUACAUCCUGUACUUAUAUAAAAAUGUGUUCUAGGUUAUAAAUAGGUUCAUAUGGAGAUUGUAUAUGAAAAAGUGAAAUUUAUAAUUAUUGUUGAUUAAUUGAUUUCUUAGCACAAAACAUAAUUUGAUUUCUGCAGUUAUCUAAUUAAUUAAUUGGUGAUGUUAACAGCAUACUCUGAGUUUUACAGUUGGUUAAGGCCAAGAAAUCUGAUUAAGAAAUAUGAUUUCUAAACAAAUGAAUAAGCUCAGUCUGCACUUCCAGAUAGAACUAAGAUAAGACUACACUACACUAUAUCUGCUUUAUAAGCACUGUACUUUGUGCACACUUUUAAAAUGCUGUUAAAAUUAUACUGUGCCACAAUAAAAUACUGUAUAUUAAAAUUACAGUGUCUAAUUGG
This is a messenger RNA of Astyanax mexicanus (Mexican tetra), 2661 nucleotides long. It is a transcript of the gene traf3ip2a, whose product is annotated as TRAF3 interacting protein 2a. NCBI's taxonomy places the organism in Eukaryota, Metazoa, Chordata, Actinopteri, Characiformes, Acestrorhamphidae. The transcript has 11 exons. Gene Ontology annotation, biological process: humoral immune response; positive regulation of canonical NF-kappaB signal transduction. The coding region runs from base 225 to 1508 and encodes 427 amino acids. The record is from RefSeq and is a predicted model, not a curated record.